Cucumis melo (muskmelon) is the source of this 1177-nucleotide messenger RNA. RefSeq names its product acetylserotonin O-methyltransferase-like. The transcript is spliced from 2 exons. Gene Ontology annotation, molecular function: O-methyltransferase activity; protein dimerization activity; S-adenosylmethionine-dependent methyltransferase activity. Bases 129 to 914 code for a protein of 261 amino acids. The record is from RefSeq and is a predicted model, not a curated record. Gene Ontology annotation, biological process: methylation. Lineage: Eukaryota; Viridiplantae; Streptophyta; Magnoliopsida; Cucurbitales; Cucurbitaceae.
GAACUAAGAUAUUUUAUAAAAAUUGUAGCUAGAUCUCUACAUGGUGGGAUUCUCAAUAAUAAUAUAUACAGACAGAACAUGGAAAACAAGUAGAGAGAUAAUAGAGGGAGAUUAACAUCACAAGAUUAAUGGAAGAAACUAUCACCAAAGAAUCAAAAUGGAAGAAAGAAGAAGAAGAAGAAGCGAAGAUCCAAAUAUACAAAUACGUUUUUGGUUUUGCAGAAGCAGCCGUCAUAAAAUGCGCCAUAGAGCUCAAAAUCGCCAAUGUCAUUGAAAGCCAUGGCAGACCAACAAUGACACUUUCUCAACUAUCCACCGCUUUAAAUUGCUCUCCACCACUUUUGUUUCGCAUAAUGAGAUUCCUCACCCAUCGAGGAAUUUUCAGAGAAGAAACCACACCUGAAAACCUCAUAGCCUAUUCUCAAACACCACUAUCUCAUAUGCUCAUUAAUGUAGCUCCUUUACUUUUGCUUGAGAAUAGCCCAGAAAUUGUUGCAUCAUGGCACAAUCUUAGUGCAAAGCUUAAGAAUAGUUACAAUAAUAAUGAAAAUAGUGAUUUAGUAGUGCCAUUUGAAGUAGCUCAUGGGAAGGAUAUUUGGAGUUAUGGUGCAAGAAAUCCAGGGUUUAAUAGAAUGUUUAAUGAGGGAUUGGGUUGUAAUGCAAGGGUUAUCACUUUGCCUGCGAUACUUGAGAACUGUGGAGAUAUAUUUAAUGGAGUUGAGAGUUUGGUGGAUGUGGGAGGAGGGAAUGGGACUACUUUGAGUGUUUUGGUUAAGGCUUUUCCAUGGAUGAAAGGUAUUAACUUUGAUCUUCCAAAUGUUGUGUCAACUUCAGAAAAGUAUGAUGGUGUGGAACAUGUUGGUGGAAAUAUGCUUGAUUUUGUUCCAAAGGCUGAUGCUGCUUUCUUCAUGUAGUGUUCGUUGACUGAUGAGGAGUAUUCCUUACCUCCGAAGUCGUCAAUCACAUGUUCGAUCGGUGUUGUUCGUGGAUAUGCAUUUCGGGUUUAGCCCAUUCGACAUUGUCUUGCCGAUUUGCCUCUGCGUGUUCCUGUUGCUGAUUUGUGUUGGCCUUUACUGAUUUUGGACCGAUGCUAUACGCCACACCCUUUUUUGUGGCAAUCGGUGAGGUUGGCUUAUGGUAGGGAGGUAACUUCAAUCUUUUGUUUUUUUUUUUAUGA